AUGGGAAUGCAAUUCCCAUCUCCUUUACGAGUCUCCCAUCUCAAACCCAUUUGCCUCGCUGUCUUCCUUUUAAUUGCCUUGCUGUAUAUUUUCCCCAAACAUGACCUUUCUCAUAGCACUGGCGCAUUACAAGCCUUGAAACCCUCAGUCUCCCACUACAGCGAUGAGUAUCGGCACAACUCGUCCCAUGAGGAGCCGGCCGCUCCACCUCCGUCUUUCGACUUCAUAGACUUGAACAAAUUGGAUACGGCCUCGUUGUCCAAUGCGCACUACAACCCAUACGUCGAGUCCAAUGGUAUAUGGCGCAGCUCUCGCAAGCCAUGUGUUGGUCCACGAGGCGUCGAUGUCAAUGGGAACCCAGAUGACAUGCUUCUCGCAUAUGCAGUCUCGCCGCCGAUAAGCAUACCUGAACCCAUCUUCGGCUCCUAUCACGAAGGUGGACUAGACCGCGAGCAUUGCUUCGACCGUAACGGCCGCCUCGGCCUCUACGGCUAUUCAAGCGCGAAUCCCGCAGGAUGGGCGCAACCAUCUCGAGUCAAUUGGACAGGAGUAGAUUGGGGAACGCUACAGGACCAAUGUGUGGAAGGCAACGCAGACCGCUACGCUCUCGUGGCGACUCCUAUGCGUCAGCCACUUAGGAAUGCCACUGCUGAAGACCUAGUCUUUAACACGACAGAGAACAAGAGCAACGCGAAAAAAGGUUUGUUUGGGAAACCCAAGUCUCGCACUGCGGUCGUGGUGCGCGCGCACCAUAAGAUGAAUUUCAGGAAUGAUACGAUGAUGUUACUACGUUCUCUCGUUGCGGAGCUCUCUCUUCAUUCCGGCGGGGAAUACUCGGUUUUCCUGCUCGUCGAGGUUAAGGAUGAGAGGUCGAUUGAUGAUCCUGAAGUGUAUCAGGAUAUUCUUGAAAACCACAUUCCGCAGGAGCUUCAUAAAAUGACACUUUUGUUCAAAAGGGAAGCGCUGAUGUCUUCCUGGUACCCGAAAAGUACGUUGAAGGUAGAGGGGUUGAAUCAGGCGCUACAGGUCUUUGCAGAGCUGCAUCCAGAGUUUGAUCAUUUUUGGCAGACAGAGCUGGAUGUAAGAUAUACCGGCCAUUGGUACAAUCUCUUGGAGAAUGCGGACUCGUGGGCACGCUCACAGCCUCGGAAACUCCAAUGGGAGCGCGCAAGCAGGUUCUUCGUCCCGAAUAUCCACAAGACCUGGGCAAAUUUCACCGAGCUUGUUGAGGCUAGCACUCCCAAUGGUGGCGUUUGGGGGUCCCCCAAACACAUUGCCGUACCAGAACCCAUCGGACCUGAGCCUCCCGUCACUAACCCAGCCAAAGACAAAUAUACGUGGGGCGUAGGGGAAGAUGCCGACAUCAUCACUGUAGGCGCUGUGGUCUACUGGCCCGGUGGGAAGGAUUGGGGCAUCGGAAAGGAAUUCCCAGGCGAUCCGCAACGCUCGCUCGAAGUCCGAGUCUGUGUCCAGCUCGCCAUCGCCCGCUUCUCCAGACGUCUGUUGCGCGUCAUGCACUCGACCCAGUCGCAGGAUGGGGUAUCCAUGACGCCGGAAAUCGGCCCCUUUACCUAUGCGAAGCUUCACGGGCUCAAGAUCGCGCACUUCCCCCUGCCGAAUUAUUAUGAUCCCCAGAAUGAUAUGCCGCAAGAUGUUGGGGAGGUCGAACACCUGAUCAAUAAACAGGGUCCGGAAUCCCCCUUGAAGAAUCCGAGGAGUGGCUACUUUGAUAAUUUCAUGCAUCGUCAUUUGGGAUCUAUACUAACGAUAGCAGUGUUAUUGAAUAAUUUUGCGGAGAGAUUUCUAUGCUACAGUACAAAUCUGGGUGUGUGGUUGUCAGGCGCGAUUCGUCACGGGGGGUGGCGGGCUGCUUGCGCCAAGGCACCGAAAACGUAA
Messenger RNA from Letharia columbiana, 1896 nucleotides. RefSeq lists its product as uncharacterized. The coding region runs from base 1 to 1896 and encodes 631 amino acids. The transcript has 3 exons. Lineage: Eukaryota; Fungi; Ascomycota; Lecanoromycetes; Lecanorales; Parmeliaceae. The record is from RefSeq and is a predicted model, not a curated record.